AUGCCCAGUCAGAAGCUUGAAUUCACCAAACAAGAGCCCUCGUUUCUGCGUAGACUUCGUGAAGAACAUGGAGGUCCGCGAAAUAAUGUGCAGGCUCCGAGGCCGAAGAAAGAUCGACUGCGGACUGGCGACGACGAUGAAGAUGAGCCAGUGAUAGUUGAUGAGUCCGGCGAAAAUGUGGUCGCGAAGGAGGAGUGGGAGGGAAUGCUAAAGCGCGAGAAGGAAGGAGUCGAGGCCGAGGCUGGGAGAGACGAUGACGUCGAGAAAGCGGACGAGGCAGUCGCGAGUGCUAUGGCUAAGGAGGUACAGAAGGCAGAGAUAGGAACGACGAAGAAACGAAAGGUUGUGAAAGUGAUUGGGCAGGAAGAACCGGCAGAUACGCCAAAGAGCAAGCGCGACGAUCAGUCAGCGACGACCACCAGCGACGGCACGGACAAAGCCCAAGCAGUCCCAGAGCCAUCGAAGCCGAGGAAGAAGGCGAAGAAAAUCAAGCUUUCGUUUGACGACCCCGACUGA
Messenger RNA from Cyphellophora attinorum, 516 nucleotides. RefSeq lists its product as uncharacterized. Bases 1 to 516 code for a protein of 171 amino acids. The transcript has a single exon. The record is from RefSeq and is a predicted model, not a curated record. NCBI's taxonomy places the organism in Eukaryota, Fungi, Ascomycota, Eurotiomycetes, Chaetothyriales, Cyphellophoraceae.